CCUGUGCAGGAGACUGGAACUAGUUUGUGGAGGUGCAGCCUGCUGGAAUAGUUAGGUUUUUUUGGACAAGAUCUGUGAAAGUUUGAGCAUCUUCUGCUUUUAUCCUGCUCUCCAGCAGCCUCUCUGGUUUGUGCGUCUGUACCGGACGAGGGGGCGGUGGGGUGGCGCCACGUCAUAUCAGCCGCCGCGCUCUGAUUGGCUGCCGAUUCUCACCCGACACAGCUGUGAUUGUUUUCUGCAGAGGAAGCUCUUGUCCCUGGAAAACAAGGCUGGCUUAAUCAGUUGCCGAGGCACGAAUGAUCAGGAGUGGAGGUUUCUCUUUGGACCAGACACUGAAGACGUCCUGAAAUCAAGGCUAAAAGUGCCAAAUGCCCAGACUAGAGGACCACUGCUGGAGCUGCUCCUGUGCAUCAAGAAUUGAAACUAAGCACUCAUCUGGAGCUAACUGGUUAGCACACAAAGCUGAAGAAAUGAUGUCCAUCAUCACCUCGGUGCUCAGCAAUGCCUACGGCUCUCUGCACGACGUCCGGACGGCCAACCUGAUCCGUCGGGGUCUCGUCCUCUUCACCGUCGGAGCGUUCCUCGCCCUGGUGCUCAACCUGCUGCAGAUACAAAGACAUGUCACCCUGUUUCCCGAGGAGGUGAUGGCAACUUUGUUUUCGUCUGCCUGGUGGAUCCCUCCUUGCUGCGGCACAGGGGCCGCUGUUGUCGGCCUGCUGUAUCCCUGCCUCGACAGCCAUUUGGGAGAGCCGCACAAGUUCAAGAGGGAGUGGGCCAGCGUCAUGAGGUGCAUCGCAGUGUUCGUCGGCAUCAACCACGCCAGUGUUAAACUAGACUUUGCCAACAACGUGCAGCUCUCCCUUACGCUGGCAGCCUUGUCCUUGGGUCUGUGGUGGACAUUCGACCGAUCCAGGAGCGGCUUUGGUUUGGGCAUCACCACUGCCGUCCUAGCUACUGUGUUCACACAGCUGCUGGUCUACAACGGAGUCUACCAGUAUACGUCACCAGACUUCUUGUAUGUACGCUCCUGGCUCCCAUGCAUAUUCUUCUCAGGCGGUGUUACCGUGGGAAACAUUGGACGCCAACUUGCCAUGGGUGGUGUCGAGAAACCCCACAUGGACUGAACAGUGGAAACACAGAAAAGCAGGCGAAGGACGGCCAAUGUAAAGAUGGACAAGUUAUGCGAAGAACGAGGAGAAUAACAGGAGAAAAAGACUCAUUGUUUUGACUUCAUCCUUUGUUCUUAUAACAAAGUGCGGGUCAGAAAAGCCCCUCAUCUAACGUGCCAUGUCCUCUGUACCUCCUUGUGGCCAAACAGCCUCUCCCUCCCACCUCUGUUCUACUCCAUUAGCAUUAAGGCUUCCUUCACACAAGACAGGAGGACAGUGUUUGCCUUUUUUGUUUGUUUUUUGAAGUGAACUGUUGACUGGUUUAAUUUUUACGCUGGAAGUACGUGUCUUUCUGCAGUUUAUGGAGUGGAAGCGUGCGCGUGUGCUUUAGUGUGGAUGCAUUCUGGUCUUAGCGGAGAAGACUGUUUUGUUUUUAGCCUCAAUAUAUAAUGAUCAUAAAAGGGAAAUGUUGUAUGAGUGGGCAAAAAAGGAAAUGUCUUCACUCUCACAUAUAAAUGCAUUCAGUGGCCUCACUGGGCCCCAGGGGAGAUGUAUGUUCCCAGCCAAAUUAAGUAUUUAUUUUGUAUGUUUUUGAAUGACCCCAAACCAAAUGUACUGUAUGAUUGGUAAUGAAUAUUGCUUCCCAUUUUGAAAGGAAAAGUUGGGAAGUUACUUUUUUGCUCAGAGUUAGAUGAGAAGAUUGAUGCCACUCUCAUAUCUGUACGGUAAAUAUGUAGCUAACGCCAGCAGCUGGGGGAAUUGUAUUGGUACAUAUUUACCAUAGAGAUGUUUGCUGCUAACACAUUUUAGACAAACAGACAGAGUAUUGUUAAGUAGGGAGAACGAAGCAUUAAGGCUCUUGUAUACUAUAAGCUGGCGCGCGCAAAUGUGACGUCAUGGGAUCGCCGUGACUAUUUAUACCUGCGCUGGUGCUCGCGACACUAGUUGCAGUCUUCUCCUGAACAGCUGUGGCGCUAAUUAGUAAAGGUUACCGACGUUGCUCUUUCUACAGACUAGAAGAAAAAGAAAAAGGUAAACAACGGCAGAACUGGCAGCAGCAUUGCCGUCAAUGCUUCAAUUUGAUGACCUACUUCAUCGGUUCAAGCCUUUCGUUCACCAUAAAAGAACUCCUCUUAACCCAGUAAGUUUACAAGAGAGCUUUGCAGUCACUCUGAGAGUCCUGGCAUCCGGUUGUUGGCAAACUCGUUCAGGCCUCCUGUUUCCACUUUGUCGCGCGCCGCUAGAGAAAAAAAAUAAAUAUAAAAAGCUGUGCGCGACCUCUGCUCGCGCGCCAUAAAUCCGGGCGCGCCGGCAGGAUAUUACAUCAUUUUGACAUCACGAUGGUGCACGCCACCUUGGAAGCGGCUAGUAUACCGUACGUUUAAGUCAAAGCAUUAGUCUGGAUUGAAAAACAAGGCCAUGUGCAUUUUGUUUUUUUAUCAGCAGAGUGAGGAAAGCCACCACAGUGGACCGUGUUUUGGAAGAAUGUACCAGGAGUAUACUACAAAUACUUUUGCCGGCAUCUGUCAGUCACUGUUAAAGCAACACUAGAGAACUUUUCCUGCUUCUGUCCCCCUAUAGGUUGGAAGUGGAAUUGUCCUAUUAGGUCUCAUUCAAACUACAGAUCCGCUACCCGAUCUGGCAAACUUGCGCAGUGCGGUUAUAGCCGAUAGAGAGCCGCAAAGCAAAUUCAGAAGUGCCAUUCACCUUGUUACGAGUGGAUGAACCACUGAAACGAUUUUGGAAACAUUAUUUUAAGUUACAAAAAGUUCUCUAGUGUUGCUUUAAACCAGUUAAAAACACUUUACAAUGAGUUUUUUUUUUUCUUCAAUGUGUGACCAGGUGUUAAAUGUCUUUUGUGAUCAUACACAUUUCCCACUCCAAAUUCAAACUAGCUCUAAUAGUUUGGGAACAUACACCGGGUGAAGGAGAGGGCAGGACAUUAUUACUUAAGAUUUGCAAUCUGUGAUUGCCUUUGUAUUAUAGAAUGUAGUGCUUUUGUCACUAUAAAAGUUUAGUUUGAUCAUUUGUAAACAUAAUGACAUUAUUGCUCAUGUAUAAUGGCUUUCCUAUGUGAACAGACCGGUAUUAUUACCACACUAGACCUACAGUAUGUUAGUUAGCGUUUGGGGGUCUAGAGAAUUAAGUGCAAUCAGAGUAUACAUGAGCCGAUUAUUCUUCCUUAUUUAUUAUUAAUUCUGACAAUGGCUAAAAACAAAAUGAUAACUUGUAAGUAUAUGCAGUGUGGAUACUUCAAAAGAAAGCAAUAACAUAUUUGUUUUGUGUGUCAGAGAUUACAUGCCUUCAGAGUCUAUACCAAUGACUCAACAGAGAGACGACAUAAAAAAAAAAAAAGUAUUGUGUCAAACUGUUGUCAAAAAUCUCAUUUAGUUGCACCGUCGAAAGAAACCUGAUUUAUUUUUUCAAAUACUUUUUUGUGGCAGAUCACUUCAGGUUGAAUCUGCUUACAUUCAGGUGUGUUAAACUGAAGAGGAAGCUUUAUUUUUUUGAGGUUGUGAAGCACCUUUUGUUUUGAUGUUUUAGAGUUUCUGUGUGUCUGAUAUUUCAGCAGUGUAUCAUUUUUGCUACCAUGGAUUUAAGUGAAAAAUAAAAACCUCUGAUAAGGA
This is a messenger RNA of Perca fluviatilis (European perch), 3736 nucleotides long. It is a transcript of the gene insig1, whose product is annotated as insulin induced gene 1. Gene Ontology annotation, biological process: SREBP-SCAP complex retention in endoplasmic reticulum; SREBP signaling pathway; cellular response to insulin stimulus. NCBI's taxonomy places the organism in Eukaryota, Metazoa, Chordata, Actinopteri, Perciformes, Percidae. Bases 369 to 1124 code for a protein of 251 amino acids. Gene Ontology annotation, cellular component: endoplasmic reticulum; SREBP-SCAP-Insig complex. The transcript has 8 exons. The record is from RefSeq and is a predicted model, not a curated record.